Molecule: messenger RNA, 1593 nt
Organism: Gasterosteus aculeatus aculeatus (three-spined stickleback)
Lineage: Eukaryota; Metazoa; Chordata; Actinopteri; Perciformes; Gasterosteidae
Product: chemokine-like protein TAFA-4
Molecular function (GO): receptor ligand activity
Source: RefSeq, a predicted model, not a curated record
UAUCAUUCCAGGGGCCCAAGAAGCAAACACACACACGCAAAAAAAGCCUGAAGUCUCCCCGCUGCAGGCUGUCACGUGACAGCAACAAGUCCGUCUGUUUCCAAAUACGAGCUGAAAGAAAACACGUCACGCGCGUCGUGAGAAGGGAUCACGCCUUGAGAUGCGGUUGACAGGAGGUCGAUACUCUUUAAGCUCCUUAUGGCGCUAAUGAAAGUGGCCGCAUAUUGUCCGGCGGACAGAUGGUUCCUGUCCUGAUUAAGUUUGAGUUAGUUCUUUCCCCGGGGGGGGGGGGCUGGCAGGCUUCGCACGUUGUUGUGUUCGCGUUGUGUGUUCACGGAUCAACACAUCGCAUCCCGCACGGACGGUUAAAGCGUCUCCAAGCGGAGGAACUGAGGUGCGGAGGCGCACGUUUUUCACGCAGAGGACUUGUUGCCUCAUUCUGUGCGUUAUUUCGCCGCAGGCUCCCCGCUCUUACUUUGGAUUGCAGCAGAAGACUGUGGAAACUGGAGGAUCAUAUCUACUGCAAAACUUGUGCAUCUUUGCUGAAAGGAAUCAAUAUACAUAUAUAGAUACACAUAGUAGCUUAUGCACGAUGCUGAUCCAGAAACUGAUUUCUGCAACGGCUCAUCAUGCAUUUCAAUAAUAAUUCGAGCACAGCACGUGAACCUGUUGGUCUGAGCAGGCGAGAUGAAGCUGCACAUGUCGGCUGGACCAUUACACUGGGGCCUCCUGCUUCUUUGUAUAGUAGGCUGGUGCAGCCAACUCGUGUCCACUGGCAACCAAAGCUCCAGAGGACAGACGGGGUCGUCGCAGGAGAGGACGGGGACCUGUGAAGUGGUUGCUGCUCAUCGUUGCUGCAAUAAGAACAAGAUUGAGGAACGCUCUCAAACCGUCAAGUGCUCCUGCUUCCCAGGACAGGUGGCGGGGACGACGAGGGCUUUGCCCUCUUGUGUUGAAGCCUCCAUUGUGCGUCAGAAGUGGUGGUGCAAAAUGGCGCCGUGUCUGAAGGGGGAAGAGUGCCGAGUUCUCCCUGACCUCACUGGUUGGUCAUGCAUCUCUGGGAACAAAGUGAAGACCACAAAGGUGGCGCGGUAGCACGACAGAAGUCCCAUGCAAUCAGCGCGAGCUCGUCGCGGUCCGCUGCAGUCACCUCAACUAACUCUGGACUCCGAGGACAGCGAGAGCCCAUCAGAUAGAGCAAAGAACAAUAUGGAUUUAAUCAGAUAUCUCCUUGCUGCGAUCGAAACAGCAAGAACCCAUCAUUUUAAUUUCCAUUUUGCUCGAACACAAUUGUAGCUGGGGUCAAUCCCGCGGAGUGGACAAUCUAUUAGCAGCUGAUUUAAGAUAAAGUGACGCAUCCCCCCCCCGACCCCUCUUUCCUUCCCCCGUCCAAACAGGCAGCUACUGCAUGCAAAGUCUGUAUCAUUGUUUCAGCGCUUGAUAUGCUGCUCACAUUGCGAUGCACUCAAUCAAAGCCUGGAUGGGACUGCUGGCAGACAUUUAAAAAGAGAUUUUGUGGAUUUUCACGAGGCGGAAUGUGGAUCCAGAACAGUUCACCACUGCCUCCCCCCCCUUCCCUCCCCCCCUCCCCGC